UUUACAUGCUUUUAUUUUGAAAGUGACGUAUAGCGUAGCUUAAAACAGUUAGACUCUCCAUCUGUAUAAAUAACAGUGAACUACAAAAGACUAAUGUAGCGGUUUGUUCUCUUACUGUCAGGAGGCCUCAGCCGGAAGAGGACACGAGAGAUGCUUAUUGACUCGGGAUACUAACCCUAACCCUAAUAACCCUCACACCCGUUUACCUUCCUUCACACUUCAAAACCUCUCUAUUGACAGAACCUUUUUCUGACAGAACCCUUUCAAAACAAAAUUCCCAACCAACACCCUGCUUAUGAGGAACUACAAAUCAACCUUCCAUAAUAAAGCCACUAGAUAAAAUAGCUUAGACUAACAAACGAAAUAUUUGAAUUAUGGACACAAAUUUAAACUAUCGUUUAACUAUCUGUAGCAUAUCCGCCGAAAGAUGGUCGAGACUUUCAACUGAUGUUUUCUGGUUUAUUAGAAACUUCCCGAAACAACACAGUAAGACCUUGUGCCUCUUCGGAGGGUCGCUAAAACAUACAACUUUUCCUUUGUGAAGUUACAGAUUCAUAACAGUAAGUCCGCGUCUAUACAGGAACUUCACUUUCAAAAUAACAGCAUGUAAAAAAAGCUCUGUCUACGCUUCCGUCAGUUUGCACCUGCUGUGAAUCAACGGUUUUCUCUCUUUACCUGCUCAAGAUCAGCCGGGUCUCCGAACUCGGUGAGUCGUGCUGUGGUCAGCGGGCACCCUGCUGUGGCCCGGGGGUGGAACACCACCACGUAGAAGCCCUGACGCAUGGCCUGAAGGCACAGAGCCUUCAAGUGAGGGCUCACCCCUCCCCAUGAAUGAGGGAUGAGGACAAGGACAGGAGGCGCCGAGGUGAAACAACCCAGCGCCUUUCCCCCCGACUGAUGCUCCUUCCUCCCCUCCCACCUCCCCCUCCCAGUCCUCUCACCCAGUCUGGUCUCCAGAGCCCAGUCCACCGCUACAAUCCCCCCGUCUCUCAGCAGCAGAUUGUCCCUGGUGAACUCUACUGUGUCUCCUGCUGGUCCACACAGCAGAGCGGAGAGGGUCUGGAGGUGGGGGUCCCCCCUGGGCCAGGCGGCCGGUCUCGGCCUGGCCAGAGAGCCACAGUGGCGCAGCAGAUAUUUUGCCAGCGCAGAGGUUUUGCAGAUGAGCGCGGGUUCUUCUUCAGUCAUGGACGCCCGUCCUGUCCGACAACGUGCUCUGAGCCAGCGGAGGACGAGACUCAGCAGGAACAGGAACAGGGAAGGAAGCAAACAGGACAGACAGUCCCAUACAAACGGUUCCAUCUUUACAGAAAGUAAUCCAGUUGCUUUCUCUGGGACGUACGGCUGUGAUUCCCUCACUGACCUUUGACCCCGAUCGUUUACAAACUGUUGCUUCACGCACCAGAGUGAAGGUCUGACCUCACCUGAUAGGUUCACGGAAGUCUCGUUUCCCAAUAACUUUAGUAUUAUUCUCUUUAACCUUGUAUUCUUUCCCCCGCUUGUUACCUGGAAAUCCUUGUACAUUCUAUUGUUCUGAGUUCAUUCUUGAAGGGAGGGGAUCUUAAUCCUUUCACCAGCAGGUUUGAACACGUUCGUCGACUACCUUCCUUAUCAGCUCAUGAAUGGUUAAACUUGAAAACCUUCUGCAAACAAUGCAACAGCCACUAUUUACAAAGCACAUAAGCAAUGUUCCACACGUAGCCUGUAAUCAAAAUGAAUGAAAACGGAUGAACACAGAGAAAACAGAUAUCUUCUUCUUUUGGGAGAACAGUUUUCUCUGCCAAGGUCAGACUGAAUGCCAAACACACUCACGCACUCACUUCUAUAGCGAAUGUUUCUAGGUACUGGUGUUCAGUGACUCAUCACGUGGUACCCACACACUGAGGUCACACCCUCUUCCAUGGAAAACAGCUUCGGUUCUGAUCACUUUAAUGAAGUCUGAAGAUGCAUAUUGAUCAUUUAUUGAAAAAGUUCAGAUCUAUGAAUCACAUCAGUGAGAUGACAGUGAAGUGAUCUAGACUCUAAAGUUAAAAAAAUGACUUUAUUAGUGAAUUCCCUACAUCUCCAGCCUUGUUUCCUAUAUAUACACUUUUGUGCCUGAGGUAUAGAAUUCUUUGCACUACUUUUGCUUGUUUUCUAUGAAGCAAUUCUUUUAGUUUUAGAGCUCAUGCUGUAUUUAAACCAUUCACUUCCUGCAAAAAUAAAGGAUAAGUCAAAUCAAAUCAAAUCAAUAGAAGCAGUUUGAGUUGUGUCCAUUUACAAGAAAUCAUUUAAGGAUCAAAUGCAAGUUCGCAUGAAUGGAAGUAUGAUGAAAAUCCAACCUCAUGGUGCGACAAAGAAAACCGGUCAAACAAGUGACUCCCCCCCGAUGUGAAUUCUUAUAAAUGUCAGCGUUUCCAUGAGAGAUAAAGUCUCCGAGACGACUUCAAGACAUAAGGUGCUGCAGUGAUGGGUUGGUUGGCUGCGCUGUGUCUCGUGCUCCUGCAGACUGGGGCUCAUGGUUUUGAUAUUUUUGAUGGGAUCUCUCUGAAUCAUCAGGAGAUCACUGAGAGCGCCAUCCUUGAAACCACGCUGGAUGUUUGCCGUGCUGUGGUUCAGGCUGCGGGCAAAACGUUCAAACCACCUAUACCGCCUUACACUGCUGAGUCUGUUGCUCGUGCCUGUGAUGUGGCAAAAUCCUCAAAGAGUUUCAGCCAAACCAUCGAGUAUAUCCAGGACAAAAAUGUGGGUAUAGACAAGCGGUAUUUCUACAGCGCCCGUCAUCACUUCGACAACGAGGAAUUCACAAAGGGAAAGAAACUCAUCACGAGCGGAUUAUCAGCUGUCAAGGCCAACAAUAAGCUACAGAACUUUGAAGCGGCGAGGAAAACUCUGGGAAGACUGCUGCAUUCUUUACAGGAUUUCUACAGUCACAGCAACUGGGUGGAAAUGGGAGAAACAAAUCCAAACUCCAAGCUGAUCAAACCAGGAAGCCUCGGAAAAACAGCAGCAAAAAGCAAAGCAACCUGUCGCAGCUGCAACGGAAACGACUGCAAGGACAAUAUUCUGGAGGACAUCCUGCGGGAGAAGAUACUAACCACAGGAUAUUUUGAAUUUGUGCCUGGAUUCUCCAAACCUGAUGGAAAAUGCAGCCAUGGAGGUGUAUUUGACAGAACAAGCAGCAUUGAUCCUACGGGUGGGAUCAACAAAGACAAGACUGAUUCUGAACACGGACAUCUCCACUUUAAAGCAGCAAACAUGGCCAUCGCUGCGACCAAGCAGGUGCUGGAGGAUAUUCGUCUGGCUGCCGGUGACGCCGCAUUCCUACAGCUGAUGGGAAUCAACAAAGGGAAAGCUCUUUGUUUUUGCAUUGACACCACUGGAAGCAUGGGUGAUGACAUUGAGGCAGUGAGGGAAGUCACAAGCUCUAUAAUCAACAGCAGAGUGGGGACAGAGGACGAGCCCUCGGCUUACAUUCUCGUACCGUUCAAUGAUCCAGACUUUGGACCCCUGAUGAGGACAACAGAUCCAGAGGCCUUCAAGAGAGCUAUCAAUUCACUCACUGCAACUGGUGGAGGAGAUUUUCCAGAAAUGAGUCUUUCAGGACUUCGGCUGGCUUUAACCGGUGCUCCUCCAGGCUCUGAUAUCUUCGUCUUCACUGAUGCAACUGCUAAAGACGAUCACCUGUUGGGUGCAGUGCUGACACUCGUAGAACGAACCAAAUCAGUGGUGAACUUCAUGAUAACUGGCAGUCUGGGGCUUCGUCGCCGAAGAGCGAUCAAUAAUACCAACGAUCAACAACAACAACAACCCAAAGCAAUAACAAAAGCAUCUUCCAAGGUGUACGCGGACCUGGCUCAGGCUUCUGGAGGUGUGGCUAUUCAAACCACAAAAAGUCAGCUGCUCGCUGCCAUCACCAUCGUUACAGAGUCCUCCAGCUCUGCUCAGGUUCUCCUUCUGCAAGCGGCCAGGAGUCCUGGAAAACCCGACAAUUUCACUUUCACAGUGGACGAGUCGGUAAAAAACCUCACGAUCUUCAUCACUGGACGCUCGGUCACCUUUACUCUCAUCAGUCCCUCAGGUGUGUCUCAGAGUAGCACUGACCUCACGGGACCUUUGAUCAGUUCAUCCCAGUCAGUGGGAAACUUCCAGACUCUGGAGCUGACAACACAAGUGGGACAGUGGGAAAUAAGAUUGGUGUCAACAAAUCCCUACACGCUGAAGGUCAAAGGUGAGAGUUCCAUCGACUUCCUAUCUGACUUUUUGGAGGUGUCCGAGGGCCCAUUGGGAGGUUUUGAAGUCCUGGAAAAUCGCCCCAGAGCUGGUGCCAACACCAGCCUGAGGGUGACUGUAACCGGGGGGGGGUCUGCCAUAGUGACAGAAGUGUUUCUGGUGGUAUCGUUAACGUCAGAGAGGGUUAACAGCAGCGUGGAGGCUCGGGGGAAAGGAAAAUUCUUAGCUCGGUUUGACAGUAUUCCAUCGGGUGAGUUUGUGGUGCUUGUGAAGGGCCAGAGCAAUGAGAGCAGCACCCGUUCCUCCAAAGCAACUACAUCAUUCCAAAGGCAGUCAUCCAACUCCAUCCGAGCCUCUGCUGUGACUGUUUCUGCUGAUGAUUUAGAGGGUGUCUUGGAACCAGGAGUACCUCUUUCUGUUCCUUUCUCUGUGUUGAGUAAUGGCUCAGGAGGAAGCUUCACCAUCCAAGCUACCAAUGACCAAGGUUUUACGCUAUUGUUCCCAUCCACUUUGCUCCUGACCGCUGGAAGCAGGGCUAAUGGCAUGGUGAACAUCACAGCCCCUGCUGGCACUGCAUCUGGCACCGACGUCACCCUGACCAUCGAGGCCAAUGCUCCAGGAGGCACGGACGCCAACUAUGUCUUUCUGCGUUUGACUGUCCUCGUCCCGGUGACUGAUUUCACGGAGCCAGGCUGUCAGCUGCUCAGCCUGCAGUCCAACUGCUCUGCAGACUGCAGCGCGUCGAUGUGGGAGCUGUCAGUGGAGGUGACCGAUGGGGUGAACGGGACAGGCAUCGACACCAUCAGCUUCAGAGGAGGCAACGGGACCAGUAACACCAGCCUGCUCGCUGGUAAUGCAACACUGGUGUCCUAUAAUGCGUCUUGCUGUUCACCUGAUGUGGAGAUAGUAGUUGUGGAUCAGGUGGGUAAUGUAGGCUCCUGCUCCUACACGGUCCGGACACCAACAGUGAACACCACUACAACCACCGCAAUGCCAACAACAGCAGCUUCUACACAAGUGGUUCAGUCUUUUCUUCUUUGCCUCAGCAUUACAAUUCUAGGGCUCAGCUUAUCCAUCUGAAACGGGAUAAGUUAAAUCUGUACAUCCAGGAUCAAGAAUCAAAUAUUAAAACAUGCUUUUGGGGUUUUGAAAAUCAGUUGCCAGUUUAUUCUCAGUAUAUAACCAGGAUCUCAGUUUUCUACUGAGAGGUGUUUCUAAUAGCUGGUCUACCCGUGUUGAUUUAAACGGGUUCAGCUUAAUAACAUGGGAGCUUUGCGUUUGAAGCUUUGUUUGCUACAAGUAGGCGACUACAGGCUGCUGAUGUCAUUGUGAAAUUCCUUUCAAAAACCUUAAUGGGUUUGCACUAUGUGGUAUGAUGAAGACAUAUAUAUAUAUACAUCAUUCAUGAUGUGGGCAUUACUGAUAUUAAAGCUGUGAUUGUUACCGUUGAUUAAAUUAAAAUGUUUCUACUUUCUUUUCACCGUUAAAGGGUUUUUAGUAGUUUUUCAUUACUCUUGUUGAGGGUUAAGGACCGAGGAUGUCACACCAUGUUAAAGCCCUUUGAGACAAAUUGUGACGAUUUGUGAAUAUGGGCUAUACAAAUAAAAUUUGAUUGAUUGAUUGAU
Limanda limanda (common dab) is the source of this 5834-nucleotide messenger RNA. RefSeq names its product von Willebrand factor A domain-containing protein 7-like. The transcript is spliced from 16 exons. NCBI's taxonomy places the organism in Eukaryota, Metazoa, Chordata, Actinopteri, Pleuronectiformes, Pleuronectidae. Bases 2446 to 5289 code for a protein of 947 amino acids. The record is from RefSeq and is a predicted model, not a curated record.